This is a messenger RNA of Meleagris gallopavo (turkey), 2869 nucleotides long. Its product is annotated as natural killer cells antigen CD94-like. NCBI's taxonomy places the organism in Eukaryota, Metazoa, Chordata, Aves, Galliformes, Phasianidae. The record is from RefSeq and is a predicted model, not a curated record. Gene Ontology annotation, cellular component: plasma membrane.
UUUGUGGUUUCACUGGAAAGGCAGAAAUGUAAACCAUUCCCACUGCCCUAUCUGUCUUUCUGCAGUGUCCCCCAUCUCCCAUGUACUGCUCUUGCUGGAAAGAAGUGUGACAAGCUUAAGAUGGAGGAUGAGGAAGGCUACACCGCACUAAAUUUACGACUCCCAGCUUCAGUUAUUACUGAUGGAUACUCAAGCUAUAACAAAUGUCCUACAUUUAGUACUCCAGCCAAUUGUGUUACAGUAGACAGAGUGUCUGCCUCAUCCGCCAUAAGGCAGCCAGUAACCUUAGCGUUCUUCGCUUUGAGCCUGGUGCUGCUCACAGGUGUGGUGGUCUUAGUGUCCCUGUUUUUUCAGAUACACCAGGACCCUGAAGAAGGAAAGAAGCUGCAGACCAUGAGGGAAGCAUUGUGUUUUGAAAGGAGGGCAAGGAACGAAACAGAAUGUGCUCUCUGUCCAGCAAGGUGGAAAAGCAGUGAAGUUGGCAGCUGCUUCUACGUUUCAAAACAGAAGAAAACAUGGAAAGAAAGCCAGGAGUUCUGUUCCACAAGAAACUCCACACUUCUUGUGCUGAAAGACAAAAUAAAGAUGGUCUCUCUGCCAUACGAUUCACAGUUCUAUUGGGUUGGAUUAUCAUACAUACCUGAAAGGAAUGGCUGGUUCUGGGAGGAUGGAACUGCUCUUUCAGGAGAAGCCAAAACUUGGACUGUAUUAGGUGAGCACACCUUCUGUGCCUCCUUAUAUGGACAGAUUAUUUAUGCCAGUAACUCCUGUUCGACAAAGCAAUCCUGGAUCUGUGAGAAAGGAGCUGUUCAAUUUGCCUGAAGAAGCACCGUGAGAAGGAAUGUGGGUUCUGUCACUGUUAGAUACCAUUUCUAGGAACCAGGUGUUUUAAAUGUACUUUUAUUUUUGUUUGUUUAUCAUGCAGCUUUCUCAGAGUGUUAAUUCAAAUAGACGGGUCAACAGAGAUUAAACUUCCUCUUUGCCUGCACUCAGGCUCAUAAAUGAGAGAAAAAUACUACAAAGCUAGAAGCUACAAGCCUAGGAAGCAAUUUUAAAGGGUUAGCAACAGUUAAGUAAUAAUUCUUACAUGAAUCUUUAGAAGGGCAACCACACAUUCUCACAGAGCCAUAUAUUUCUUGUGCUUCUGUUAGAGUUUCUCCUUUCCUCAGCAUUCUACAGCUGCCAGUCAUAAACCACUCCAUCUGCAUCCUUGAUGAUUUUAUCCACUGAAUUACUGUACACACUAACUACAUAACCCUGUUACAGACUAGUUUGCCUACUCAUGCCCUUGUUCCUAAUUCUGUUGUCCCAGUUCUUCCUUUCUUUGAAGUGUAGAAAUACAGAAUGAACACAAGGUUCUGUUUAUUAAUAAAACUCUUUUUGUGUAUGCAUUAAUAUCUAUACAAACAGAAGCACAUUUUUUAGAAGAGUAGAGGAAAUCCCUGGAAGAAAUCUCUAAAAAUUAGAGUCAAAUGUCACGUGCAUAUUAAAAUAUUACCUAAACAAAACUUCAGUGCUUUAAUAAAUAGAACUGCUAUGCAAAUAUUAGUAAGGAUAACAAUGACAUGCUUUUGUUCACAGAUUAUCUCAAUGAGUACUCAAACUGAUGCCGCAUCUGUUGCCACAAAUCUUAUCUAUGUUCUUGUGUUGUAUCCACACUGUUUGGCAUUUCUGGAGUCAAAGACACGUAGUAUGUGUCAUAUACUAUUAAAGUAUUUGUCGCACUUCCUGGAACAAAGCAAUGCCUCUAGAUUUCUGGGUAGAGUUUCAUGGCAUGAGUUCAUUGAAGUUUGUGUAUGGAAAUAAUAGACGGAUGUUUUAUAUCAUACACGAAACAUUCCUUAUGCAUGUAUAUGUAUGUAUAUAGAUAAAUAUGUAUGCAGUAGUGCUUGGAGACCUUCCUUAAAAUAAAUUAAAUACAAUGCUGUGUCUUUAAUAAUCAUAAUUUCCUUUGAAAGUGAUUUCAAAGGCUGAAGCAAUUCCUUCAACAAACAAACAAACAAACAAACAAACAAACAAAAACCCCAAAAACCAACAACCCUCAAUCUAGUGUGAUGAAAGAUAUUUAUGAACUGAAUUCUUUCACAGUACUCAGUAGAGCCAAGUCCUAAUGUAUGGAUACUGGAGAUUUUCAGAACAAUUCUGUUCUGUGAUUCUAUGAGCUACCAGCUGAACUAUCUAGAACUCACUGCUGUUGCAAUCAAACGUGCAUAUCUGAAAGUAGGGUACAAUAUUUCAUCCAUUCAAAGGUUUCAGCUCCUUCAACUUGAAAGAAAAAGUUCACAGGUAGCAAAUAAGCUGCUAAGUUUUGCCCCAUUUUUUUUUUUUUAAACUAAUCAUGGCUAACAUACAACUGGUUUUGUAUAGCUGCAUUGUAAAAAAAAAUGUUAGGCCCUGGGUUUCCUGUUAACUGCUUGUGUUAAGUGCAUUCACUAUUAAUGCAGGGAAUGUAUGAAUGAGUUCUCAGAUGCUGAAUAUGAGGAAGAAGACAGAUACUCUCAUUUAGAGCAUCUGCCACGAGGGCCAUCCAGACACUAAUUGUCUCUGAAUAUCAGUGAAGGUGCAACUGACGCUUGCUCUUUGAACUUCUUGCGCCAUGGUAUUCAAUGACAAUAGAGAUGGUCUAUCCUUUCUAGUUCAGUAAAUGAGAAGAAUAUGUAAUUAUAGGAUUAAUGUUUAUUUCUGUGCGCUAUUUCAUUGUUUUUCGUUUUGUUCCGUUUUGUUUUGUUUUCUGAUAAGAAUAAGCAUGCAAGAAUGUGAAAAUAAAGUGUUGCCCUAAAUUUCUGUAGAAAUAAGACAGGUGGCUUCAGGUUCAGACUCUGAAGUCUGGAAUUGGUUAUAAUGUAAUUUGUUUUCUUGAUGUUCAUUU